Messenger RNA from Stegodyphus dumicola, 820 nucleotides. RefSeq lists its product as uncharacterized. The record is from RefSeq and is a predicted model, not a curated record. Lineage: Eukaryota; Metazoa; Arthropoda; Arachnida; Araneae; Eresidae.
GCUGUAUUUUCUAUGCAAAACAGCUGUUUGGUUCCCUUUCUUCGAAACGGAUGAAGUCAUUACUAUGCUUAAACUACGAAUAUGAAAACAAAACCGAAAAAUGGAAAGAACAACUGGUGACUAAGGGCGAGGAACCGUUCACGUAUAUGAACAUAUUAGUGUCUGAGCUAAUAUUUGAAAAAUGACAGUAUCUUGAGAUGCAUUUUGAUAGAUCACAGAAGCCAUAUAUAAAUCCCAUACGGACAAACUAUUCAGCUUUUUGGAAUUACUGGCUUACCCUGCUGCACAUCUUCUCAGCAAUUGGUUCUUCAUUCCGCAAAAAAUCCAAAAAGAAAAAAAUAACUCAAGGUUCUUCAUUCUGCAAAAAAUCCAGAAAGGAAAAAAUAACUCAAGGCUCUAAGUUCGGUGAACCCAGAAAGGAAAUAGUCCCCCAAGGCUCUAAGUUCGGUGAACCCAGAAAGGAAAUAGUCCCGCAAGGCCUAUCAAUUCGUAAAAAGCCCAGAGAGGAAAUAAUAUCCCCAGUUAACAUUUUUACUCAUUUUUUGGAAGGAUGUCAAUCCCAUGAAGAACCAGAAAAGGAAAUAAUUACCCAAAGUAAUGGUUUCAAACCCGGUGAAGAAAUGAAAAAGGAAGUAACAGGCGAAGGCUCUAUGUUCGGUGAACCCAGAAAGGAAAUAGUCCCCCAAGGUAAUAAUAAUGCAACUUUUUAUUUUCUUGCUUAUGAAUUGCUUCAUAUAUUCCUCAGCACUGUUAUUGCAUACAUGGGACUUAUACCACGACUUAUACCCAGUGAAGGACUGAAUAGAAAUAAUUACCCAAG